This is a messenger RNA of Mercurialis annua (annual mercury), 1147 nucleotides long. RefSeq lists its product as uncharacterized. The coding region runs from base 53 to 1069 and encodes 338 amino acids. The record is from RefSeq and is a predicted model, not a curated record. NCBI's taxonomy places the organism in Eukaryota, Viridiplantae, Streptophyta, Magnoliopsida, Malpighiales, Euphorbiaceae. The transcript has 9 exons.
CAAUAACAGAACCAGAAACAGAAAUAAUUCGUAAGCUGGUAGUUGAUCUGCCAUGGCUUCUUCAAUACCAAGCUGUUCUUUAUACUCUUACUCUUCCUCACCAUCAUCAUCUUCACUUAACAAAACCACAGUAUCCGCCGCUCAUUUUGCCUUAUCUUCUUCACAUCCAAUCUUUAAUGGUGUAAGCAUUAGUUCUAGCUCAAGAAUUUAUGCCAAGUUUGAUAAAUUUCAAGGUGAGGACAGUGGAGUUGAAGAGGGUGUUGCCCAGUUACAAGAACAGCAACUUGAAGAAGAAGAAGAUGACAGCUGCUUGCCUUCUAACUUGGAGGGUGCAGUGCAGCAAUCAAGCGAAGCUAGUGCUACGUUCGUAUCUUCCGGAGGAAUGAGAGCCAUAGUCGAGCUCUUAAUUCCUCAGCUGCAAUUUUUAGAUGAUGAAGGUGCACAAGCUGAGCUAUGGGGACUUUCAAGGAUUUUCUUGGAUACACUUAUUGCAGAAACAGGAUGUCAGAAAGUUAAAGCCAUAUUUCCAGAUGCUGGCUCUGCUGCAUUGCUAAAAUAUCAGUGGAAAGAUGCAGCUUUUGGUUUUGCAAGCUUAAGUGACCGAAAGCCUGUUGAUAAUGAAGAUGAGAUUGUGGUUAUGGUUGUCCCUGAUUAUCAAAUGUUGCGAUUUGUAGAGAAAAUUACAUCCACUCUCUCUGAUGAUCCGCCAAGACCUCUCAUUAUGUGGAACCCGCGUCUCAUCAGCGAGGAUGUUGGAGUUGGGAUUAAUGUACGCAAUCUAAGGCGAUACUUUCUGAGCACUUUCACCACAGUUUACUCAAUGAGACCUCUACCAUCAGGUGCUAUAUUCCGAUGCUACCCAGGGAUGUGGAAGGUCUUUUAUGAUGACAAAAAUAGACCAAACCGAUACCUGCUUGCCAAGGAAUUCAUCAGGCGUCCCGACGCUGAAGAAGUUGAGAUAAUAUUUGGAAGCGCAGAAGAGGAUUCCGAGCAGGGUCCAUCCUUAUUCAACCAAGCAGCAACCAUCUUCUCCUCACUAAAUAGAUUCAUGAAAGCAAUUUCGAAAUAGGUUUGAUAUCAAUGUAAUACCCAAAUUUCAGAAUCCAGAUAUUGUUCAUAUUUCAUAUAGUUGAUCAUAUUCAUAUCA